AUGCGCGCGCUUGUCAUCUCUUUGAUCAUCUUCGUGAUCAUUUUACUCAUUGGUAUCUUUGGUUGGACACAGGGUUGGUUCAAGGGCAUCUUCAAGUCCGCUGCCAAGGCAGGAUCAGGAUCAGGAUCAGUAUCUGGCACAGGAUCAGGUACCAACACGCCAACACAGUGUCUCAAAACAGAUACAUUCCCCGUCACCGCCGUCGGCAAAACGGGCCAAGGAAGCUGCCCAGCCCCCCAGACUGGCACCGUCACAGCCAUGUGUCAAGCGGAUGGAACCUUCGGCCCAACCGAUACAUCUGGAUGCGUCACCCCGAACACCAUCUCGGCUGGUGGCUAUUGUGUUAACAAUGGUGUCAACGUGUGGGACGAAUGGCAAUCAACGACGGGCAGGGCAAAAUGCAACACUACAAACAACAUGUGGACCGUGGAGUGCCCUGCUGGUACGGUGAAGACGAGCCUGUUCACCAUGAGCAACACAGGUAGGGGCGGGGAAGGUGCGGUGUGUAGCCCAAAGGUUCAGGAUGCCACAGCAUGUCUGGGCGGGAAGCCAGGGAUUUGGGACGAGCAAGCUCUGCCUCCGUCUGGAAAAGCCGCCUGCGACAAGACGGCCAACGUAUACGUCGGCGGCUGUCCUGCAGGAACGGAGAAGCAUACCCUAUUCAAGAUGACGUAUGGCGGUUACGGCGGGGAGGCUGCUCUUUGCGACGCUGGUACCGCCGCAGGUGGGGUGUGUUUGUAUGGGGUACCUAACAGAUGGGACGGUAUCACAGAAACGUAUGGAAACGCGAGCUGCGAUAAAACUACAAAUAUCUAUAGCGUAACCUGCCCUCCCGGGACUACCAAGAUUCCAAUCUACAACAUGACGAAUUCGAACCGUGGCGGUGAAGGGGCUAUAUGUGUCUGA
Fimicolochytrium jonesii is the source of this 906-nucleotide messenger RNA. RefSeq lists its product as uncharacterized. The transcript has a single exon. The record is from RefSeq and is a predicted model, not a curated record. The coding region runs from base 1 to 906 and encodes 301 amino acids. NCBI's taxonomy places the organism in Eukaryota, Fungi, Chytridiomycota, Chytridiomycetes, Spizellomycetales, Powellomycetaceae.